Eurypyga helias (sunbittern) is the source of this 554-nucleotide messenger RNA. Its product is annotated as doublecortin domain-containing protein 2-like. Gene Ontology annotation, biological process: intracellular signal transduction; neuron migration; cilium assembly. Gene Ontology annotation, cellular component: microtubule organizing center; kinocilium; microtubule. The transcript is spliced from 4 exons. The record is from RefSeq and is a predicted model, not a curated record. The annotation marks the transcript as partial. Lineage: Eukaryota; Metazoa; Chordata; Aves; Eurypygiformes; Eurypygidae.
AUGACUAGUCCCGGGACAAAAGGGUCAUGGCUCUCCCAGCCGAUGGUGAAGAGUGUGCUGGUUUAUCGCAACGGGGACCCUUUCUGCCCAGGGCACCGCAUUGUCAUCAAUGAGAAGAAGAUGUCCAACUUUGAGGUCUUCCUGAAAGAGGUGACAGGCAGGGUGAAGGCACCCUUUGGAGCUGUGCAUAACAUCUAUACUCCCCGGAGCGGGCAUCGUGUCCGGCAGCUGGAGGAGCUUCAGAGCGGAGAACAGUAUGUGGCUGGUGGCAGGGAAGGCUUCAAGAAACUCAACUAUUUGGACAUUGGAGAAACAAAGAAGAAAAAUGCUGAAGUCAAUAACAAGGUCAAGCCGGUUACUCACAGUAGAAUCACUGUGUCAGCACGGUUUCGAAAAUCACUCCAGGAGCCCUACAUUAUUUUCCUGAUUGCUAAUGGAGACCUUAUUAGACCUGUAGUACGCCUCCUCAUUCCCAGGAAAACACUGAAUCAUUGGGAUCGUAUUCUCGAAAUGAUUACAGUAAAAGUUACCCUCAGAAGUGGAGCUGUUCAAAG